Neomonachus schauinslandi (Hawaiian monk seal) is the source of this 954-nucleotide messenger RNA. RefSeq names its product olfactory receptor 52Z1-like. NCBI's taxonomy places the organism in Eukaryota, Metazoa, Chordata, Mammalia, Carnivora, Phocidae. Gene Ontology annotation, biological process: G protein-coupled receptor signaling pathway. The record is from RefSeq and is a predicted model, not a curated record. Gene Ontology annotation, molecular function: G protein-coupled receptor activity; olfactory receptor activity. Gene Ontology annotation, cellular component: membrane.
AUGCUGCCACAGAUUCCUUCUUCCUCUUAUAAUCCCAGUCCUCAGGAUAUAUGGUAUGUCCUGACUGGAAUCCCAGGACUGGAAGAUUCUCACACCUGGAUCUCCAUCCCUAUCUGUUCUAUGUACGUUUUGGCUCUCAUAGGCAAUGUCUUCUUGAUCUUCAUGAUUGUGACUGAGCGCAGUCUCCAUGACCCCAUGUAUAUCUUCCUUUCCAUGCUGGCCUCGGCAGAUGUACUUCUCUCAGCCACAGCCCCCAAGAUGUUGGCCAUCUUCUGGUUCCAGUCCAUGGAUAUAUCGUUUGGUUGCUGUGUGUCCCAGAUGUUCUUCAUACAUUUCAUCUUUGUGGCAGAAUCUGCUAUUCUCCUGGCCAUGCCAUUUGACUGUCAUGUGGCCGUCUGUCACCCACUGAGAUACACCACAAUCUUAACCUCUUCAGUCACUGGGAAGAUUGGCAUAACAGCCAUGGUCAGGAGCUUUAUCAUCUGCCUUCCAUUCAUCUUCCUGGUACACCGACUUAGGUAUUGUGGGAGAAACAUCGUUCCUGAUUCCUACUGUGAGCACAUGGGUAUUGCCAGAUUGGCAUGUGACAAUAAGGUCAACAUCAUCUAUGGCCUGACUGUGGCCCUACUGUCUACAGGACUGGAUAUUGUGUUCGUCAUUAUGUCAUACACCAUGAUCCUUUGCACAGUGUUUCAGAUACCUUCCUGGGCUGCCAGAUUCAAGGCCCUCAACACAUGUGCUUCCCACAUCUGUGUCAUCCUUAUGUUCUAUGCCCCAGCAUUCUUUUCAUUUUUUGCCCAUUGUUUUGGGGGGAAAACCAUCCCUCACCAUGUCCACAUCCUAGUAGCCAACCUCUAUGUGGUGGUGCCCCCUAUGCUAAACCCCAUCAUUUAUGGGGUCAAGACCAAACAGAUUCAAGACCGAGUAAUUUUGCUUUUCUCCCACAUCAAUUAA